GCCAGACUGUCUUAUGAUCGGGUAUUUAUAGUAAAGCUAUUAAUGGAAUGGUCACUACAGGGGAGCGGAGAGCCUAAAUAUAAAUGAAAAUUCUGAUGUGCUAAUCUUUGACAGUGAGAACUUCCAUGCUCUCCUGAAGGAUAUACCAGAAGGUAAAAAGUCUUUGCGUUCCACAUGGAUAAUUCCACGAGUGAUGAAGACACAGAUGAGGACUUUGAUACCCAGCUCAUCAUCCAGCAGAGUUUACAGGACAUUCACUGGCCGAGGACUACACAGCAGGCAUCGGCAGAUGAGAGCCUCCAUUCCUUCUUGAGUGCUGACUACAAGAAGAUAAUUGAAACAAUUGAGGCAGGUAAGGAAGAUGCGUUGUCACACUUGACCAAGCACCAUUCUGCUUUUGAGGAAGCAGAUGGGACAGGCUGGCUUCCUCUGCACAGGGCCGCAGUGCAGUUAAAUAAGAACAUUUUGCAAAUAACCCUGAAAGCUUCAAAACCCAGCAUGUGGGAGCAAACCACCCACAAUGGUGAAACGGCACUUUUCUUGGCUGUCAGCACUUGCCUCUUAGAAAAUGCCCAUUUUCUUCUUCUCAAUGGCUGCAAUCCGAAUGCCAAGAAUUCUGAAGGCAUUUCUCCUCUUCUUACAGCUGUCCUACACAACUCCUAUGAGAUGGCCGCCUUGCUCAUCAGCUAUGGGGCAGACGUGAAUCUGCGUUGUACCAACGAGAGGACAGCUCUCCACGAAGCAGCCAAACUGGGCAGGCAGGACAUAGUGAAGCUGAUGUUGGUUUCAGGGGCACACCCUGACCCACAGAGCUCCUAUGGAUUCACUCCUCUCGCUCUUGCUGCCCAAAGUGGACACACUGAAAUCAUGGAAAUGUUACUGCAGAAAGGCAAGAUUUUCUAUACGGCCUCGGACUCUUCUUCCAUCUUACUUGAAGCUGCUAGUGGAGGAAAUCCAGACUCGGUGACUCUUCUACUAGAGCAUGGAGCUGAUGCCAACAUCCCUAAGAAUUCAGGCCACCUGCCCAUUCAUGUGGCAGCUGACAGAGGCCAUUUGUUAGCCCUAAAGAUUUUGGUUCCAGUGACGGAUCUUGCCGCCAUUAAACAGAGUGGCAUCAGUCCCGUGCACUGUGCAGCAGCAGGAGCCCACCCCGAAUGCCUGGAACUCCUCAUCCAGGAGGGAUUUGAUGUAAAUUUCAUGCUGGAUCAGAGAAUUCGCAAACACUAUGAUGACCACAGGAAGUCAGCUUUGUAUUUUGCUGUAUCAAAUGGUGACCUCUCUUCAGUUAAGCUGCUUCUGAGUGCUGGAGCUCUGCCUAAUCAAGACCCAGUUAACUGCCUCCAGAUAGCCCUGCGGAUGGGCAACUAUGAGCUGAUAAGUCUGCUGCUCCGGCAUGGGGCCAAUGUCAAUUAUUUCUGCAAAGUCAACCCUUUACAUUUCCCAUCAGCACUGCAGUACACGCUGAAAGAUGAAGUCAUGCUCAGGAUGCUACUGAAUUAUGGGUAUGACACAGAGCGAUGCUUUGAUUGUCCUCAUGGAGACAAAGUUCAUCCUUGCUAUACUUUUGAAGGCUGGACAUCUACAGUUAUCAAAGAUACUAUGUUUUGUGAAGUAAUAACAUUGUCAUGGCUGCAACAUCUCUCUGGGAAGGUUGUUCGAGUGAUGCUUGACUAUGUUGAUCAAGUUCGAAUCUGUUCAAAGUUGAAAGCUGUGCUCCAAAAACAGGGGCUCUGGUCAGAAAUCCAUUUUAUCUUGACAAACCCACGGCCCCUCAGACAUCUGUGCCGCCUGAAGAUCCGACAGUGUAUGGGGCGCUUACGCCUGCGCUGCCCGGUCUUCAUGUCCUUCCUUCCGUUACCAAACCGUCUCAAAGCAUAUGUCCUUUACAAAGAAUAUGACCUUUAUGGACAAGGGAUUUUCACAGGAACCUGGUAGUCAAACCAUUCUGGAUGGAAAGGUAUAAUUCCAUAAGCUGUCUAAAGUUUGACUUGUUACAUAUGAUUCAUGAUUUCUCACUUUACCUAGCAACUAAAAUCUCAAUGCAGUUUACAUUCUUUAUUAAUAUUGAUAUUACUAUUCUUUCUUAAUAUCCUUAACACUGCUUCUCAGGGAGCCUGAGUGGCUUAGUCAGUUAAGUGUCCGACUCUUGAUCCCAGCUCAGGUCUUGAUCUCAGGAUCAUGAGUUCAAGUCCCAACAAGGGACUUGAGUUGCUUCUCAAGAGCAUUCUGAAAGGCAGUUUACAAAAAAAAAAAAAAAAAAAAACUCCCCCCAAAUAAAUUAAAAAACCAAACCCAAGCCUUAAAACUUCAAUUAGCAGAAACAGAUCAGUUCCCAUUCUGUAUUCAUUUUACAUUAAAUGUAUUAGCUACAUUUCUACAGGUCCACACAAUAGAUGCCACCCCUAAUAAUUCAAGGUAACAAAUUCUUUUUAUAGAGAAGUACAUAUAUAAAGUAUCUUAGUAAUUACACUGGAUAAAAUACUAACCUGAGUACUUGACCUACAAGUUAGCUGUUCUUGUGCAAAAGUCCCAAGGCCAGCUGAGUGUCUGUUUACUUGCAGAGGCCUGCACCAAAGUGGAGUGUUUUCAGCUAACUUUCAAUUGCAAUGCCAUCAUUAAUGGAAAACUUGCGGUCCUUCUUUACACAAAACCCUGGCCAAGGGUUACCAUCUAUUGGCUAAUGUUAUCACUGAACAGAAAUUAAGUGCUUUCAAGUGGCUUAUGAUUCUGUACUGAACCUAGUGCAGUCUUUAACACCCAAGAAGGGGUCACUAAUAGAAGCAGUUAUAUUUACUUAUUUUAAUAAUGCCUUAUAGUUAACAUACACUGUAAUACUGCAGGUGUGCAAUAUAGGGAUUCAACAAUUCUACACAUCAUUCAGUGCUCAUCGUAAGUGUACUCUUUAAUCCCCGUCACCUACUUAACCCAUCUCUCCACCAGUUUGCAAUCCCAACAAUGCACAAGUGUUCCUUGUCCUCCACAUCCUCACCAACACUUGAGUUUUUUGAUUCUAGCCAUUGUGACAGCUGUGAGGAAUAUCAAUAUAGUUUUGAUUUGCAUUUCCCUGAUAAAUGAUGUUGAGCAUCUUUUCAUGUGUCUGUUGGCCACCUGUAUGUCUUCUUUUGAAAAAUGUCUGUCUGUGUCUCUGGCCCAUUGUUUAAUUGGAUUAUUUGUUUCCUCGGUGUUAAGUUGUAUCAGUUCUUUAUCCAUUUUGAUACUAAACCUUUAUUAGAUGUGUCAUUCUCAAAUAUCUCCUCCCAUUCAGUAGGUCGCCUUUUAGCUUUUGAUAAUUGUUCCCUUUUUAGGGAACAAAAUAAAAAGAGGCUGUACAGCCUCUUUUUAUUUUGAUGUAGUCCCAAUAGUUUAUUUUUUUGCUUUUGUUUCCCUUGCCUCAGGAGACUUACCUAGAAAAAUGUUGCUAUAGUUGAUGUAAGAGACUACUACGUGUGCUCUUUUAGGAUUUGUAUAGUUUCAGUUCUCACAUUUAGGUUCUUAAUCCAUUUUAUUUUUGCAUAUGGUGUAACAAAGUGGUUCAGUUUUCUCAGCACCACUUGCAGAAAGAGACUAUCUCUUCCCCAUUGUAUAUUCUUGCCCCUUUUGCCAAAGAUUAAUUGACCAUUUAAUUGUGGGUUUAUUUCUGGGUUUUCUAUUCUGUUCCCUUGAGCUAAGUGUCUAUUUUUAUGCCAGUACUAUACCAUUUUGAUUACUACAGCUUUGUAAUGUAACUUGAAGCCUGAAAUUGUGAUACUUCCAAUUUUUUUCUUUUUCAAGAUUGCUUUGGCUAUUUAGGGUCUUUUGUGGUUCCACACAAAUUUUAGGAUUGUUCUAGUUCCAUGAAAAAUGCCCUAUUUUGAUAGGGAUUGCAUUAAAUCUGUAGACUGCUUUGGAGGAAUAUAGACAUUUUAACAAUAUUCGUUUUUCCAAUCCAUGAGCAUGGAUGUCUUUCCAUUUGUUUGUAUCAUCUUCAAUUUCUUUCAUCAAUGUUUUAUAAUUUUCAGAGUACAGGUCUUUCACCUCUUUGGUUAAGUUCAUUCCUAGAUAUUUUGUUAUUUUUGGUGCAAAUGUAAGUGGAAGUGUUUUUUUAAAGUUUUUAUUUAAAUUCCAGGGGUUAACAUAGUGUAAUAUUAGUCCCAGCUGUACAAAAUAGUGAUUCAGCCCUUUCAUACAUCACCUGGUACUCAUCACAAGUGCCCCUCUUUCACCCCAUCACCCAUUUAACCCAUCUCCCCAGCAACCUCCCCUCUGGUAUCCACCAGUUUAGUCUCUAUAGUUAGAGUCUGUUUCUUAAUUUGUCUCUCUUUGUUUUAAUGUCACUUUCUCUUGCUUCAUUUUUGGUGUUUAGGACUGCAACAGAGUUCUGUACAUUGAUUUUAUAUCCUGCAACUUUACUGGCUAUUAUCAGUUCUAGUAGCUUUUUUGGUGGAGCCUUUAGAGAUCUCUAUAUACAGUAUCAUGUCAUCUGCAAUGUAGUGAAAAGUUCUACUACUUCUUUACCAAUUUGGAUGCCUUUUCUUUUUGUUGUUUAACCACUGUGGCUAGGAUUCCAAUACUGUGUCGAAUAAAAGUGGGGAGAGAGGACAUCUUUGUCUUGUUCCUGACCUUAGGGGGACAGCUUUUGGUUUUUCCCCAUUGAGCAUGAUGUUCACUAUGGUGUUUUUGUGUAUAUGGCCUUUGUUAUGUUGAGGUGUGUUCCCUCUAGACCUACUUUGUUGAGGGUUUUUAUCAUGAAUAGCUCUACUUUGUCAACAUCGGCAUCUAUUAAGAUGAAAUGGUUUUUAUCAACUGUUAUUAAUGUGACUUAUCAUCUUGAUAGAUUUGUGAAUAUCAAACCAUCCCUGCAUCCUGGGAAUAAAUCCCAGACUGUGGUGAAUGAUUUUUUAAAUGUAUUGUUAGACUCUGUUUGCUAGUAUUUUAUUGAUUUCUGCAUCUAUGUUCAUCAGCGAUAUUGGCCUGUAGUUCUUUUUUCUUUCUUUCUUUUUUUUUUUUGGUGGUGUCUUUAUCUGAUCUUGGUAUCAGGGGGGAUACUGGCCUCACAGAAUGAAUUUGAAAGUUUUUACCAUCUCUUCUAUUUUUUAGACUUUCUUGAAAAGAGUACGUAUCGAUUUUGUAAAGGUUUGGUAGAAUUACCUCUGAAGCCAUCUGGUCCUGCACUUUUGUUUAUUGGGAGUUUAUUGCUGAUUUAUUUUCUUUACUUGUAAUUGGUCUCUUCAAAUUUUCUAUUUCUUCCUGUUUCAGUUUUGGUAGAUUAUGCUUCUAAGAAUUUGUCUCUUCUAGGUUAUCCAAUUUGUCAGCGUCUAAUUUUUCACAAUAUUCUCUUACAAUUAUAUUUCUGUGGUGUUAUUUCUCUUUAUUUUGGAUCUUAUUUAAUGAGUCUGGCUAGAGGUUUAUCAAUUUUGUUCGUUUUUUCAAUGAACCAGCUCCUGGUUUCACUGUGAUCUGUUCUAUUUUUUGGAUUCUAAAUCACUUCUAAUCUUUAUUAUUUCCUUCCUUCUGCUGGUUUGGGGUUUUAUUUGUUCUUUACCUACUUCUUGAGAUGUAAGGUUGGCGCCCCGAGAUUUUUCUUGCUUCUUGAUGCAGGCCUAUGUUGUUAUAAACUUUCCUCUUAGAACCAUGAUACCAGUUGCAGAAUGUUGGUUAAAUUUUUAUUUCUGUAUGUUCUAUGCCACAGGUAAGUACAGGUUUCUAUAUGUGGAAAGAAACUGAGGAUUCAUCUAUUCAGCCACCCCACUGUAACAAUUAGAUGGCACAGCGGUAAGAAUAGAGUGGUAGAUAGGAUGAUGUAGGUCCAUUUUCACCACAGCCCCAGUCACCACAGCCUUGUUGUUUAUAUGUUUAGUGUUAGUAUACAUUUUUAGCAUAAUAUAGUACAUCUUAAGGAAACUGAAGUUACAGGAUUUCUUUCUGAUGUGGGGAUUCAUAGCUAUACAGACUAAUUCAGUAAGCACAGACUUAAAAUUACUUUUAAUACAAUUUUCACAUUAAAAACUUGCAAAAUUUGCUGGCAUGAAUAAUUUUUAUUUUUCUAACCAAAUUGUGGUGUCCGUUUAUAAGUGAGUAGUGGAUUAUAGAUAUGUCAAUAUACAAAAUAUUUAGGAUAUACAUGCACUUAGAUAAAUUACAUAAUUCUAUAGUUUCAUUCACUCCCUGGACCUUCUAAAAGUGUAUAUAUUUUAUAAAAACAAAUUAGAACAGAAACUCCCAGUAGAUGAAAAGAACUUGGUGUUAUAGGAAAAUAUAAAGAGCACAUGGGACAAAUAUGUAUUAGUAUUAAAAUUACAGGCCAAGCCCACUUAAGCUGGUGUACACAAUAACCUGCCCCUUUAAAUUAUAUGUAUUUCUUUAAAUAGGGCCAACCAUAGCAAGUAUAUAUUGUCUGUAACAUGUCUAGGGUAAUUAUCAAGAAGUCGAUUUUUCUAAAAGAAAAAAAAGUCACUAGUGAUGAAUUUGUAUUAUUU
Messenger RNA from Mustela lutreola (European mink), 6455 nucleotides. RefSeq names its product ankyrin repeat and SOCS box containing 14 (gene ASB14). Gene Ontology annotation, biological process: intracellular signal transduction. Bases 175 to 1935 code for a protein of 586 amino acids. The transcript has 11 exons. Gene Ontology annotation, molecular function: protein binding. The record is from RefSeq and is a predicted model, not a curated record. Lineage: Eukaryota; Metazoa; Chordata; Mammalia; Carnivora; Mustelidae. Gene Ontology annotation, cellular component: cytoplasm; nucleus.